UGACGGCCGCCCUUCCUCUGUCUCCUUCUCCUCGCCUGAGCAGCUCCCUUCCCCUCCCCUCUCCUGCAAUAACUGCCAACAACUGACCCUUCUUUGCCGGCAACCACGGCGGCGCCACCGCGAAUGUCCACCACCGCCGCCGUGAGGUGCGCCUUCGCGGCGCCUGCCCGUGGAGCAGCACCUACCGUUACUGCCCCCACGGCCUGCCGCACCUCCACCAUGCACAGCUGCUUGACCACGGUCUCCACCCCGGCCUGCUCGCCACUCCAACCUUAUCUCCUCACACGCGCUCAGGGACGCGCUGAUCGGCCCAUGCUACAGGAACGGGUCGGGUUCUUGGACGCCAGCAAGGUGUUCGAGGAAAUGCCGAGACGGGACAUCGUGUCCUGGAGCACGGCCAUGGCUGCGAUGGUGCGACAGGGGGAGGUGGCCAAUGCGAGGUGGAUGUCUGAAGAGAUGCCAGAGAAGGAGGCGGUAAGCUGGGACAUCUAUGCUGAGGCUGGGCAGUGAAGGGAUAUGGCGAAAGCAAGGAUACAAAUGAAAGGAACUGGGUUUCAAAAGUCAGCAGCGUUAAAUUGGAUUGAACUUGAUGAAGCAUUCCAUGAGUUCACAGCGGGGGGCAGAAAAUACUCAGACUCAUACCAGAUAUCCGAGAUGGUUGACAGUCUGAGUUCGUGUUAAGGAUGUUGGCUGCAUUCCAGCAGGUCAUGAGAUCCUUGUGCAGUGAGUCCUUUGCCAACGGCAUGCUCAGUUUCUCAUGUCGCAGUGACAAACAUGUGAAAUGUUCAAUCUAUGUACGGAAGCACUGGCUCCAGUGAAUCCUGCAACCAAAAAGAUGUUGUGACAUGUAACAAGAAGACAACGUUGUGUCGUGUUACAGAAUUGCCCACGAUGGAUUGAGAACCCAGAGAUCCGUUCAAGGAUUUCUCAGCAUCUGCUCUUCUGCCAUCAGGUUUGCUCUGUCACAAACUGCUACUAUGUUAAGAUGAAAGCUGGUGAUGGAAUGGACUGACCAAACACUACCAAUAUAGUGCUAGGUUUAUCGAAUAGUUCAUAGGUUGGUACUUUUAAUGCUUCACUUUUUCUGGUUAAUCAAAAUCAAAACAAAAAAUAAGAAAGUGAGAAGACCUCAGAAUAAAAUAGAAGAAGUGAUUUUGAUAGUUAUAUUGUAGCAGCAAAGUGAUUAUGUUGGAAAAGUGGAAUAGUUGAGUGUUUUAUUUUUGCAUGUACCACUUCAUAAGAAUGUCUUAGAGAUGAAGCAGCAUACAGUCUUCGGUAAAAUUCUGAGUCAGAUAAGGAGGAAUUGAUUAAGCCAGCAGACAUAAUCCAGUUUCUUGUGAUCUAAGGACUCUUGGCUGGAUAAAACUCCUUGUACACCAUUGCUUCACAUUCGAGAACUUUGACCAGGAACAAAAGUUGAAGACAAGAAUCUUCCAUAAUACUCGGUACUCGGACACUUUCAGAUUGUAGAGUAAACUUGAAAGGCAAUUGGUGGUUAUCAUAACACAUGGAGAAUAAACCAAUUGAGCAUCUUAGUAACAGCUUCACAAUAACACCCACAAAUGGAUCUGCAUAUGCUGACAAGGAAAUGCUAAAGCAGAAUAUACUUGCACAGGAAGCUACAUUCCGGAAACAGGUCUAUGAACUUCAUCGUCUGUACAAGGUUCAGAAGGACCUAAUGGCAUUACAAUGCCGAGGAGGUGAAUCAAAGGGAUAUUCUCAAGCCAUAUCAUAUUCAUUACCAUCUGGGGGUAUAAGAAGAGUCCAGCAAAUGGGGCCUCCUGCAGGACAUGAUGUGAGGAAACCUUCUGGAAAAUUCAUGAAGGGAAAAAAUAUAGAGCGUAGCUUGAACAGAGUGUCUAUGAGGCAUAGCAAUAGCGGGUCCACAAAAGAAAUGCUCCUUCAGGUUCCAGCUGAUGCAGAUGAUAGUGAUGAUGAUGUGGUGACAGUAUGGGAGAAUCCUGCAAAGAGUUUGCCAAGAAAUAGUGGUUCAGUUGUUGGUACAAACCUGAAGCUUAGCAUUGAACGCACCUCACCCAUGGACAAGAAUUGGGCCACUGGUUUACAGCCAUCAGGUGUCUCAACAGUGAAUGCUUUGAACAAAAAAGUGAUAGGGUCAUCUAGCACUAUGAAGAAAACAAACUUCCCAAGUGUGGGUGCCUCCAGUUCUAAGAACCAGUGUUAUUCAUACGACCAUAAAUUAAAAGAUCGAAGCAGUGGCAUGGAAUGGCUCACACACAAGAAAACUGGUGUUGAUUCCUCAACUGUGCAUUACCAGUCCAGCUCUAGCAUCAUCAAUCCAGGAAUAUUUGUAGCAUCCAGCUCCAAUGCUGCACCCAGAUCUCUAUGGCAAAGCAGCGCCACAGAUUACAUGACUAGGAGGCAUUAUGCUGACGCUGAAUUGCCCAGUGCUCAGAAUGGCCGACUUCCAACGUUUCAAAGAUAUCACCGCCUUCAUUCAUCAGAGAUUCCUGGAGGGGCUCAGUAUCGACAUCCUUCCCCAUUUUAUGAUUGUCCCAGGAAUGUGAAUCUGAACAAUGGUCCUCGUGAUGCAACUGCCACUCUGGGACAAGCAAGUGAGAAUGCAUCAAAGGAAAUCUCGUGGGACAGAAAGAAGCUGCAAAACUCGACGAAGAAAAUCACCAUGAAGAAAUCACAAGUGUCACCGACUCGUGAGAAUGGGCAUUCCCAGAUUUCGCCUGGUUCCAUGGGUUGUUCAGGAGGUAGCACAAGAAUCCUUGGUUUCACUAUAAGUGCAGCCACCGAGAAAGAUUCUCAACGCUCAUCCACUUCGUCCACUACACACAUGGGCGCAGACAGCACACCCUCGAGCAAGGGUGUAGCUGACAUGGAAAUGCAAUUCCAGAACAAGAAGGAUGGCACCAGUGUCAGAAACCUCAUUGACCUGAACGUUGCACUGCCGUUCAUGGAUGUUACAGAGAUGGAUGCCCGCCAGUCAAAAGGCGACACUGUUCCUCAAGAACCAGAUGGUCCUUCCAAUGAAGCCCUUGUUAUAACUGCUGCAGCAAAGAAUCUCAUGGUCAUGCAUACGGAUGAAUUCCAAGCAGGACCACCUCAAGGUAAUAUUCUGCAUUGGUUUGCUGGCCUCGCAACAUCAAGGGAGAGCACAGUGGUCUAUAGUAGUGAAAUGAACAACAUUGAUACGACUCUGAAGCUUUGACACUGCAACUGUUCAAAACCAAAGACUGUUUCCAAAAAGCCAAUUCAAGCAUAUCGACGCCUCAAGAAGACAUCCAGAAGGACAUUAUGUAGGUUCAGAUUUAACUUUAGAUUUCUUGGUUGAUGGGAAUCUACUACUCCCUCCGAUCCUAAUUGUCGCUGAUUUAGUACAAAGUUGUACUCCCUCCGUUCCAAAUUACUUGUCUCAAAAGUGGAUAAAAAUGGAUGUAUGUACAACUAAAAUACGUCUAGAUACAUCCAUUUCUGUGACAAUUAAUUCCCAACGGAGGGAGUACUAAAUCAGCGACAAUUAAUAAGGGCCGGGGGGAGUAAGAAGUUUCAGAGAAUUGAGGAACUAGUCCCAUAGUUCUCAACUCUAUUGCGGUCUCUAGAAACGCAAGCAUCGUCCUUGUUACCUUUGUUUUACAGCAAACUCUGUUUCAGGAUUUCUUUUUUCAAUGAAUGCUUUGUUUUAA
Molecule: messenger RNA, 3656 nt
Organism: Triticum dicoccoides
Lineage: Eukaryota; Viridiplantae; Streptophyta; Magnoliopsida; Poales; Poaceae
Exons: 5
Coding region: 1508-3181 (557 amino acids)
Source: RefSeq, a predicted model, not a curated record